AUGAACCUGGCUUUAUACGCCAGGAUAAAUUUGAAAUCCAAAGUCUUGAAGAUGAAUCGUGUUGAAAUGGAAUCUCCGACGGAGCAGGAGAAUGAUCAACGAAUGGCUGAGGAGGAACUGGGGAGACUUCACCGCCAGUAUCGCAUCGUUGAAGGACAUCGAAAGACCUACUUCGAGGAAGCUCGUAAUAUCAUCCGCAAACAAAUGGUACACAUCAACACACUGAGCGGAGAAAUGCAAGAGAUUGACACCGACUUACUGCUGGCAGUGAGCCAAAACAACGUCAAGAAGGACCAGACAAAUACUCACCUUCUCAAGAAACUCUUGGACAAAUUCGAGGAACAUGAAGCUACUGUCAUGGCGGAAGAGGGCGCUCUUGUAAAACUGAAUGAAAAGGUUACACAACUAGAGCGCAUGCUCCAAAAGAAGUACAAGGACCUUGGAGGGUUCCAAGUGGAUAGCAUUCGUCACGUGACAACCCAAAAGCGAAUUAGAGUUUUGGAAAAUCGUCUUGAUAAGGCGACAGUCGGCUUCAACACAAUGCUGACCAAUAACCACGAGCAGAGGGAGCGAAUUGACCAUCUGAGACGUGAGCGCGCCAUCUACGACAGACUGUACCGGAAACUCAGCAAGGAACAAAAAGACCUGAAAUGUCAAAUUACUGAAAUGAUCGACGAAGCGACGGGUGCUUAUGAUACCAGAGACGAAGCUCAAGCUAAGAUGUCCGCUCUACGGGAGCGCACCGAGAGGGAGCAGUCACUAUUCGGUGUAGAAGUCAAGGAACUAAAACGCAUCAUUGAUCACGAUCAGAAACUCAAGGACUUCAUGACCGUAAAAGCUCAAGAAAGAACAGAAAUGAAGGCAAUCGAGGCCGCUAAAAGGAAGAAGAAAGAAGACAAAAAGGCCAAUGAAAGGGCACACACGGAAGAGAUUGAAAUGUUUGAGCGAGCUUUUGAGCGGGUACGUCUCUCCACUGGACAGGAUAACUUAGACCAACUCGUCCAGAGUUUUAUACACAAAGAGGACGUGAACUUUGCCCUCUUUAACUACGUCAAUGAGUUAAACAACGAGGUGGAGGUGUUGCAUGAAGUCAUAGCCGCCCUCAACGGCGAUAUCGAGGCAUUUCAGAAGCAGGGAAUGAAACUGGAGGAAAGUAGACAGACUAUCUUGAAGGAUCUUGAGACAAGAAACACAGACGCAAGCAAGAAAUGUACCCUGUACGAGAAGCGACUGAAACGCUCCAAUAAGCUUGUAGAUCAACUGAAGACGGCCGUAGAGCGGACGUUUCAUCGGCUGUGCUGUGACGACACAGCUAUAGUAGAUCUACUUGGUUCAUCUAAGGGUAUCUCAACAAUGAACGUCAUGAUGUAUCUUGGUCAGAUUGAACAGACUACCAAUGAUCUGAUGCUGAUUCAACAUUUCCUGCAGUUGAAGGAAGCACAUGCUGCUAAAGGUGACGCAGUCCAGCCACAGCAGCUGAAGCAAACGGGUAGUGUGGUCGCAGCUAAACUACGCCCAGUUUCCCGAGUCAGCAUUAGCAUUAUACCGCCCUCUCUUGAACAACAGCAAGACUCAUUAAUUACUGAUGAGGAACUGGAGCUUCCGGCAGCUGACGUUCAACCUUUGACCCUUGAUGACCUCAAACAAAAGGUCAUGAAAACCAUUCGCAAAAAAGAUUCCCAGCCUAAAAGAACCAAGGACAGGGGAACAAACGAAGGCACGUCGCUACAAAAUGGCGGGAAUAAAGACACCAAACAGUAA
Asterias rubens (European starfish) is the source of this 1761-nucleotide messenger RNA. RefSeq names its product coiled-coil domain-containing protein 63-like. NCBI's taxonomy places the organism in Eukaryota, Metazoa, Echinodermata, Asteroidea, Forcipulatida, Asteriidae. Gene Ontology annotation, biological process: cilium movement; outer dynein arm assembly. Gene Ontology annotation, cellular component: axoneme. The transcript is spliced from 10 exons. The record is from RefSeq and is a predicted model, not a curated record. Bases 1 to 1761 code for a protein of 586 amino acids.